CCAGUCACCAUGAUGCCAGUUACUGGUGGCACCAUUAACAUGAUGGAGUACCUGCUGCAAGGAAGUGUUUUAGAUCACAGUUUGGAAAGCCUCAUCCACCGUCUUCGUGGCUUGUGUGACAACAUGGAACCCGAGAAUUUCCUUGACCAUGAGAUGGUGUUCCUCCUUAAGGGUCAACAGGCCAGCUCAUUUGUCCUAAGGGCCCGGCGCUCCAUGGACAGAGCUGGAGCACCCUGGCACCUACGCUACCUGGGACAGCCAGAAAUGGGAGACAAGAACCGCCACGUUCUGGUGCGUAACUGUGUGGACAUUGCCACGUCUGAGAACCUCACUGACUUCUUUAUGGAAAUGGGCUUCCGCAUGGACCAUGAAUUUGUCUCCAAGGGAUACUUGUUCCUUAAGGACAUCAUGAAGAUUAUGGUGUACAAGAUUUUCCGCAUCCUGGUCCCUGGGAACACAGACAGCACUGAGGCCUUGCCCCUCUCCUAUCUUGUGGAAUUAAGUGUUGUCCCACCAGCUGGGCAGGACAUGGUCUCUGAUGACAUGAGGAACUUUGCAGAGCAGCUCAAACCGCUGGUUCACCUAGAAAAAAAUAGACCCUAAAAGGCUUAUGUGACUAAGAAAUCUGUCCAUCUUUGGGGCCUGUCCUCACUUGUUAGA
Jaculus jaculus (lesser Egyptian jerboa) is the source of this 660-nucleotide messenger RNA. Its product is annotated as mediator of RNA polymerase II transcription subunit 18-like. Bases 10 to 603 code for a protein of 197 amino acids. NCBI's taxonomy places the organism in Eukaryota, Metazoa, Chordata, Mammalia, Rodentia, Dipodidae. Gene Ontology annotation, biological process: regulation of transcription by RNA polymerase II; termination of RNA polymerase II transcription. Gene Ontology annotation, molecular function: transcription coregulator activity. The record is from RefSeq and is a predicted model, not a curated record. The transcript has a single exon. Gene Ontology annotation, cellular component: core mediator complex; mediator complex.